AUGGAAGAAAAAGACAAAUUGAACAUUGCCAAGUGGACAGAGAGUGACGUGAGCUCCUGGCUACGGAACAUCGGCGUGAAAGAGGUCUACGUCAAAAAGCUCUACGAUGAAGAAGUGGACGGCCACGUCCUUUGUGGCAUAAAUGAAGACUAUCUCACAAACAAAACAGGGAUGAAAUCUGGGCAAGUGUUCUUGAUCAUCAGUAACAGAGAUAAGCUCAUGCAAUCACAGAAAGGAACAAAAUUGGAUCAAUUAAAGCAGCCAUCUCCUGCAGCUGCUACUGAGACUUCAGACAGCCAGAAGGCACAGAGCGCUAAAUUGCUACAGCAAUGUCCUGCCAGUGCUAAAGAAACUAAGGACCAUAAAAAGGAUGCAGGAGAGAUAUUAACUGGCAAAAUACCUCCGGAUGAAGAAACUGAAGGCCAAUCCACAGUACCACCAGUACUUAAAAAGGACUGCAAGCCCAGGCCAUUCGGAAAAGAAGGAAUUAACUUCACUUAUGUAAAGCACAAUGUUCUUCAGCCUGAAACCGGUGUUCUGGAUCUCAUUUCUCCCUGCCACGAGUACAAGUCAUUUGAGACUGCCGCCACUUUGGAACGCACGAGGUUGCAGUCAAAGUUUGCUAACGAAUUACUCAGAUUUGGCACGGGGUGCAUGAAUAUGCGCUCAAAUGGCACAAUUCAUUUUGGAGUUAUGGACAGUAGGGGGGACACGGGCUACGUCCACGGAGAAAUAAUUGGCAUACCAGUGACAGAGAAAGACAUGUAUGUUGAUGCUCUAGACUACAUCGAGAGAUGUUGCUCAGAAUCUGAACACGUACGGCGAUGCAUACGCCCACCACAAUUCAUUGAGGUCAUAGACUUGACAGCAGAGGAUAGGAGGUAUGUUGUGGAAGUUGAUGUAGUGCCUUUAGUAAGCAUUGUGAGACACAAGGUCUAUGCUGUUCGUCUACCAAAGUUCAAUCAGAGCACUAACAAGAUCACACUUGAGAAGGACACUACCUAUUGCAGGGUGGGAGCCUCAACUAAACCAGUAGAUGACUUAGGUGAGUUUUACCGGCAACUCCCAGAGCGAGACGCUCUCAGGGAGACAGCUGAGAGUCGUCCAUGUGCUACAAUACCAGAGGCCUGCCAAGACUUGGGCAGGAAACUCACAAUGCUCAUCACAGGUGGGAGGAGAUACAUCGACAAAGGGCAGUGGUUCAUCCUAGUCACAAACAGGUUUGGCAGUGAGGACAUGAGCAACAUUGACUUUUUAAUGAACCUGAACAUCCUAUGUGUAUUUGACUUUGAUCCUGAUUCCAAUGUGUCUGGAUUCUGCCAGGAAUAUCAGAAACGUCAUGCUGCAAACUUGCACUUCCUGAAGGAUUACAUAGUGCCAAGUGGAAUGGGAAUUGAGGAAUUCCAAAAUCAAAUGCAUUUGUUUGAACAAACGAGUUGGAUCUUUUGCAACGGUCGCAAUGAUUUCAGAGGAAAGUAUCCAAGUGAUGACAUGACAUGGUUCAAAACGAAGAAGACUCAACUAAAAGAGUGUGUGUCCUUGAUCUGCAAACAAAUCCUGCCAAAAGGUACAUUCACAGUGGUCUUCCUCCUUACCUCUCCAGUGGAGGGACCUCUUCUUCACACGUACAGUGAAUUCUUUGCUGAUAUGGGGGGUCAUGAGGACAUUUUGUGCAUAUCUGAAUCUGAGGAAAACUUUGAGAAGUGGCAGAGCUUUGCAGGUGGAAGUUUCUGCGACGAAGACACAGUGACACAUUCAAGUGUUGUCGGCAUGAAAAUGAGCCACAUCAAUGCAACUCUUCAGCGCAUCCAGUCUGUGGCCUCUCGGACCACCAAGCAUCUGCCCACUUAUGUGAGAGGGGAGUGUCUCCUUGAGGCUAGAGAAGAGGAAAGGAUGUCUUCCCUCGAGAUUCUCUAUAUGGAUCACAGUGAUGAAACCACAGAGGAUUUCAUUGCAGCGGAAAAGGAAAACAUUGAGCAGCAUUUCUACCUUGGAGGUCAGGUUGACUGGUUGAACUUUUGGCUGGCAGAAAAAAAGCAUCUCGGAGAAGUCAUUCAAAGGGACGCCUAUCAUGACGUGUUUGAUCUUCUCAGUGACUGCCUGAAGAACAAUGCAGAUCAGCCACACACUCAAGGUCUCAACAUAUUUCAUCACCCAGGCAGUGGCGGCAGCACUGUUGCUCGUCAAGUCUUGUGGAACUCCCGGAGAAAGCUAAGGUGUGCCGUUGUGAAGCCAUCAUACUCUCCCAUCACAGUGUCUGAACAUGCACAUCUUCUUCGAAAAUAUGAGGAGAAAGACAUUUCAAAAUGUGUGCCAGUCCUUUUGCUUGUUGAAGAUCGUGAUGACGAGUUCUUGGAUGACUUAAAGUUUGAACUAGAGAUGGCUUCAAAAAAGCAGAGAGUUCUACAUGGAGCACUGUGCUUUAUUGUUCUCAGUUGUCAGCGAUCCUACAACCCAGAGAAAAUGUGCAAGGAGUCACCACUACACAAUGUUCAGGUUACACACAAACUGUCUGAUGAAGAGAAGCGUCAAUUCGCUAGUAAACGAAGGAUGCUUGAACAACAGUACAAGCCAGAGUUCAUCUUAACAUUUGUCCUGAUGAGUGAAGGUUUCGACCAUCAGAAGAUUGCGGAAUAUGUGGAACAUUUUGUGAAAAACCUUCUCAUGGGUAUUGAUCAUACAACUGUUGUCACUCGUCUCAUCCAUUACGUGGCCAUGUUGAACACUUAUGUGCAGAACUCCUUCCUCUCCCAGUCUCACUGUGAAGCUCUCCUUGCUCUUCCCAUGUACCUGGAGGGGUCCCGCACAGUACAGGAUGAAGUCAGGGAACAGUUCUGCCGGCGAGUCUUUGAAGAUACACUGACUGAGCCAGCCAGAUUGGUCUUGAUACACUUGAGAGAUGAAAGGACACACAUCAAAUCCAUCAGAAUGAUUCACCCCUUAGUUGCAAAAGAAAUCCUUCAGCAGCUCUUGCGUUACCAGAAAAAGGAAAGUGAUCUAGCCCUGGAGCUUCUCCGUGAUGACGUCUUGUUUCAGCACCGGUUUGGGAGGGAAGACUACAAGAGGUUUCUGCGUGCCCUCUUCAUGAAGCGUGACAGGGUCAGCAAAGGAGAUGAGGCAGACAGCUUCUUCUCCCCCCUUGUUGAGCAUGUAAGAGAUACUGAAAGUGCAACUAAGGCCAUUGAUCUGCUCACAGAGGCCUACAAGCGUUUUGACAAGGACCCUCUUUUCGCUCAACAUUUAGCUCGUCUGUACUGCAGUGAGGAGAAAUUUGAGGAUGCAGAGCGGUGGGCUGAGACAGCUGCCAGAAAAUUACCAAGCCACCCGUUUGUGCUUCACACCAAAGGGCAAGUGUAUAGGAAGUGGUUCCAAGCUAAAGUAACAGCUAUGAAAAAACAGAGGAAAACAGCUGAAAAUCUAGUAGAUGCCAUCACAACAGCAGUCAAAGCCAUGGAUUGCUUUCAGGAUGCUCAGAGAGCCGCUGUUGGGGAUGCUGAGUCGAUGAGCUAUUCAGGAUUUUUUGCUGCAGUUGAAGUUGGAUGUGGCCUGCUGAAGCUUUUCUUCACAUCCUGUGUGUUUUCUGACAAAGAAGAAUGUGAGCGAUAUCUGCUGACUGACUACAUUCCAGAGGAAGUGAGAAAACCAUGGGACAGUCUUCACAUUAAACUUAAAAGUCUGCAAAGCGUCAUCCAUAAAUCUUUGGAGUGGGUGUCAGAGGACCUGACUUUUUUCCAGACAGACACAAGCACAGAUGAGGAAGACUUAGAAGAUCCACUGAAGGAUCCAAAGAAAUGGCUGAUGAGCAAUUCUGUGAGGUACGGGAAAUACUUCAGCGGCCCUGACGACCGCACAACAUCCAACUUGCCAACCCCUCUCAUGGUGCGCAUGAAAAUUCAUCAACUGGGAGGUGGAAACAUGACGACCAUCUUCUCCCUCAUGACUUGGCAAAAUCGCAAGGACCAGGUGAAAACACUUGAGAAUAUAAUAUCGCUGUACAAACUGCUGAAGGGGAAAAUGGACCAAAUAGACACAAUCAACUACAUAAUGACUAACAUUGCUCUUGGCUGUCUGUCAUGCCAGUCGAAGGCUUUGGCAUCACUUAGAGAACUCCAAGACUUAAGUCAGAGGUUUGUUAACAACAAACAGAAAUGUCAGUCAAAAGCUCUCUUCCUGCGCACACUCCUAUUUUGGCCAGAAGAUCACGAGAGUGAAGAGGAGAAAGAGGAAAAAUACGACCUCAUUUUGUCUGCAGUGAGACAUCUGUCAAAGUGUUACCAUGACAAAAUGAAGGACAUUUCCUCGAGAAGAAGAAAAAUCUCCACACUUUUUUUCCUGGGAAGUGGAAAUGGGCUGGACAAGAUUGUCCACAAAAGCCGAGUGGGAUCCGCCACAGCCUCCCAGCCAGUGUCGGAGAAGAAAAUACGUUGGUACCAUGGUGAAGGCUGGAAGAUGCCAGAGAUUGCAAAGCAUUUGAAACGUGUUUCAGGAUGGACAGAAAAUGGAAAAGUCUAUCUGGACGGCCCGCAAAGGUCAGAGUUCACCGUCCUGGCCCACAACAUUGCCUCUGUGCCUCACAGCAAUGAAAAUGUCACUUUCUACUUGGGUUUCACAAUGAGAGGUCCAAUGGCAUACAAUGUGACUGUGACAAAGAGAUAAUUUAUGAAGUGAAAACCAUGUUGCACUGUGCCACUUUUAUGGAUUGUAUGAGAAAUGGAAAUGACAUGACACUUCCCAUGCCAGUGUAAUGUAAAUGAAAAAAAAACAUGUAUUAAUUAACCAAACAUAAAUGCAAAUACUGUAUACUGUCAAUGCCUUGUACAAAACAUUCCAAUGUCAUAUUUUUGUGCCCCCUGGGAAAACCACAAAUUGUUGAUUUGUAUAGUGAAGAUUUUUUUUACACACACCAUGCAAUCUAUAUGUAAUGUUUUCCUGAAAACGUUGAGCUUUUUUCUAUUUCACAACUCAGUAUAAACAAUUUGAAAUAAUGUACAAAGCAGUUAAACCCAAUAAUGAAUGAUUUUGAUAAUUAAUGAAGUCUAUCUUUAUCAUGUGUUUCUGGUAAUAUCAGUCACAUAGCAGUUAAAAAUAAAUGUAUACUUUUUU
Messenger RNA from Engraulis encrasicolus (European anchovy), 5103 nucleotides. Its product is annotated as sterile alpha motif domain-containing protein 9-like. Gene Ontology annotation, cellular component: cytoplasm. Gene Ontology annotation, molecular function: protein binding. The transcript has 2 exons. NCBI's taxonomy places the organism in Eukaryota, Metazoa, Chordata, Actinopteri, Clupeiformes, Engraulidae. The record is from RefSeq and is a predicted model, not a curated record. The coding region runs from base 1 to 4656 and encodes 1551 amino acids.